UAAACUAAACCGAGACGCUAUAACUGAGUGUAUUCGUUCCGUUCUGCAAAACUCUGCUGACAAGAAACGUAAAUUUCUUGAAACUGUGGAACUUCAGAUCAGUUUGAAAAACUAUGACCCUCAAAAGACAAACGUUUCUCCGGAACAGUAAAGUUGAAACAUAUUCCAAGGCCAAAAAUGAAAGUUUGUGUUCUUGGUGAUGCUUCUCAUUGUGAUGAAGCAAAGGCCAACGACAUUCCAUGUAUGGAUGUUGAAGCACUCAAGAAACUGAACAAAAACAAGAAAUUGGUCAAAAAAUUAGCAAAGAAAUAUGAUGCUUUCCUUGCCUCUGAUAGUCUAAUCAAGCAGAUUCCACGUUUGUUGGGUCCAGGUCUGAACAAGGCAGGAAAGUUUCCCACAAUGCUUACGCAUAGUGAGAAUAUGAUGCAAAAAGUACAGGAUGUUAAAGCAACCAUCAAAUUUCAAAUGAAAAAGGUGUUAUGUUUGGCUGUGGCCAUUGGCCAUGUUAAGAUGUCAGAGGAUGAUUUAUAUAACAAUACUCUAUUGGCCAUCAAUUUUUUAGUGUCUUUGCUUAAAAAGAAUUGGCAAAAUGUUCGUGCACUUUAUAUUAAAAGUACCAUGGGCCCUUCACAGCGGUUGUAUUAGCUAUUGAGGUUUUCAAUAAAGCUUGAUUGAUUCUUCA
Messenger RNA from Xenia sp. Carnegie-2017, 682 nucleotides. Its product is annotated as 60S ribosomal protein L10a-like. NCBI's taxonomy places the organism in Eukaryota, Metazoa, Cnidaria, Anthozoa, Malacalcyonacea, Xeniidae. Bases 178 to 645 code for a protein of 155 amino acids. The transcript has 4 exons. The record is from RefSeq and is a predicted model, not a curated record.